GUUUACCUGGAACCUCAUGCAAGACACCUGCAAUGCGUCCAUGUUAUACGCGUCCAUGUUAUACGCGUCCAUGUUGUACACGUCCAUAUUGUACGCGUAUAUGUUGUACACGUCCAUGUUGUACGCGUCUAUGUUGUACGCCACCAUGUUGUACAUGGCUGAAAACCUCCAAACGACCCGAUUAUCUGACAGACUUUAAAAAUCCUUGCUGGUAUGUGACGUCACAUUCUCCAGCUGUAAAAAAGUUACGGUGCCUACCUUACUUCCACAUCAUCGGCGUUGACAAAAGCGGAACAACAGACUUGUGGUUUCGGGUCUCUGCACACCCGGAUAUCCUGAAACCUGCCGCCAUUUUAGACAAGGAGACCCACUGGUGGUCGUGGAGACGGUUUGAAAUCCUUCAUUUUGACUGGUACCUCCAGAAUUUCGACCCUCCUGCAGAGAAAAUUAACCAAACUGUGUCCAGACUUGGCAACCGGACAUACCAUCAUCUGAUCGGUAGAAGAAGCUUUCCUCACCCCACACUGUAUCAAACAUCUCACGCCAGAUGUCAAACUCAUUGUCAUAUUUAG
Molecule: messenger RNA, 572 nt
Organism: Candidula unifasciata
Lineage: Eukaryota; Metazoa; Mollusca; Gastropoda; Stylommatophora; Geomitridae
Source: the annotation of a GenBank genome assembly